Molecule: messenger RNA, 2055 nt
Organism: Aspergillus pseudonomiae
Lineage: Eukaryota; Fungi; Ascomycota; Eurotiomycetes; Eurotiales; Aspergillaceae
Exons: 1
Coding region: 571-1953 (460 amino acids)
Source: RefSeq, a predicted model, not a curated record
GCAGAUCACCACCAUCACCGCUGCAUGUAUUACAAAGGAUUGGUCCAUCUGCCUUUCUUGACCUUCUUUGCAGGACAAGAUUCCCCAUCAACUACUGUAUGCGGGAAUCCUUCGUCACUAUCAGUAUCCAUGUAUCCGAGUGGAUCAUAUUGGCUCACUGAGCAACCUAAAGCGAAUCACCAUCCGAUUUGAACGGACGGUGUGGUUAAUUGCAGGCUAUCUCUGGUUCACUUUCGGCGAUACCAUGGAUUGAAGCAAGUCAACCGAUCUCCGAUUAAGAUUUUGAAGGCUUCCGCCAGUUCCGCCCACUGUGGUGGCUCUUUCGGCCCCAUUGGCCCGCCCUUCCCAAUGAUCUGCUUCGGAAUUUUGCUCGCUGAUGCUUGAGAGGCUUAGUAGGGCUGUUGGCGAAAAAAUCGAAAAAGGGAAUAUGAGGCAAAAAAUCAGUUCCCUCGAAUCUUGGCAUGCCAGUGCUUGCGGUCGGUUCUUAAACCCCCUGGCCCACGGUUAUUGUUCUCCGCCAGAUUGCGUUGCAUUGUUUUUCAGACCGUAGCGGCUGUCGGUUUCUUGAUCAUGUCUUUGCCGCUGUCCAAUGAUGUCCUCCUCCUGGUUGGGGAGUACCUGGAAGACCACCAAGACCGAUAUAAUCUUGUCUUUGUAUGUCGACGCUUCCAUGAUCUCUUCCUGCGUCUAGUCUAUAGAUCUGCGACGCUCAAGAGUUGUGCGCAAACCCGAUCUUUUUUACAUGCCAUUCUCCGUAAGCCCGAGCUGGCUCGGUCAGUGCAGAGUGUGCACUUUGAUGAUUGGCAACAACAUCAUUCCUUCUCUUCUACCUCCUCGUCCGAGCAGGAUAUGACAUCAUUGAAUAAUUGGGCUGAGACUAUUAGCCAUUCUCAUGAGGAAUAUGUCAAAUGGGAGCAGGAUCUUCGCCAAGGCGUCGAGGAGGCCUGGAUAGCACUCCUUUUACCCUUGGUGAACAAUCUUAGACAGCUUCGAUUGGUGUAUCCGAAGAAAAACGUAUACCUCGAUCGAAUGCUGCAGAGGGUCACGAAGGGCGAGAAACCCUUUGAUGCGCAGCCCGCAUUCAGCAUGUUGCAAGAGGUAUCUCUCAGCCAUCAAGAUUCCGAGGAGGAUACCAAAGGCAGCUAUAUGCCAUCGCAGGUCUUGCCAUUUUUCCAAUUGCCAUCAAUGCGGACGUUUUCAGCGGAUUCGGUGAUUGAGUCUAGCCCCCCGCAAGACGAUGAGCACAUAUCAACACCUAAGGCCCCGGUGGCCAGGUCCUCUCUGAUCUCGGAGAUUACUCUCAAUUCCAGCAAUGGUUCUCAAGGAAUGGAGAACUUAAUUGCUUCAUGCUCCUCACUUAAGUCUUUCAAGUAUCAGCACUCUGAUUCACACUUGCUUGCAGAGGGCUUCCAACCAUCCGCGUUUUACCGGUCGCUGGCAGGCAGUAAGAACAGCCUACAUACUCUUUGGCUCGAUAAUUACGGGAACCAUCUACCAUUUACUAUUGCCGGAGUCAAUGAAACCCACGAUGAAUGGUUCGGCAGCUUGGCAGAUUUUAUCGCGUUGGAAGACAUCCGAAUUCGCCUACCCAAUCUGCUCGAUAUCCGAUACCAACCUGAGCCCUCCACUGUACUUACCGAUAUUUUGCCGCCGUCGGUAAAGUCUCUUUACGUUGAAGGUUGUAAAGAGAACACCCUGGGAAUGUUGAUUGGGCAGCUGAAAAUGGUGCUCAACAAGCGACAGACCCGCUUCUCUGGAUUGCGACGCUUAGAUAUUGAAGGUUUCUUCCAUGACGAGGAAGAUGAAGACGCCUCGGGAUACCAGGAGAGCGCGGCUACUACCGGGGGCCAGAAGACCAUCAAGCCACGAGUAUACGAGAUGGCUGAGCCACUCCAGGCGGCCUGCGCUGAGGCUGGGAUUGAAUUGUUCCUCCGCGACCGUGUGAUUUCAUAAUGGCCUCGACGCAUUUGCAUCUUAUUUAUAGACGAUAGAUCGUGUUUUUCUUUUGUUUGUUUGUUUGUUUGCGUAAUACCCGAUAGAUAUGAUAGACAUGCU